Messenger RNA from Thunnus maccoyii (southern bluefin tuna), 5492 nucleotides. It is a transcript of the gene ercc6l2, whose product is annotated as excision repair cross-complementation group 6-like 2. Bases 404 to 5224 code for a protein of 1606 amino acids. The transcript is spliced from 20 exons. Gene Ontology annotation, molecular function: ATP binding; ATP-dependent chromatin remodeler activity. NCBI's taxonomy places the organism in Eukaryota, Metazoa, Chordata, Actinopteri, Scombriformes, Scombridae. The record is from RefSeq and is a predicted model, not a curated record.
AUCCAAAUAAUGGAGACAUCAUUAUUUAAAAAUAUGUAUUAUACCGGUUUGUAAUUUUUAAAGCAGCUUUUCUAUAAUUUAUUUGAACUCGGUGAAAUGUGUGGAAAGUGCCGGAGUCUUUGUGAAAAUAGAUAAACAUGCAGCAAGCUAACGUUACAGUGGAGCUGCUGCUGGUCAUGUUUAGUGUCUUGUCGGCAGAUAACUGUCCACUAACGGAAGACAAAAUAUGAGGGAUUUAACAUAACUCAGGACGACGCUAUACGAGAGCAGUAUUUUGUUACUUCUGUUGCACUAACUUUGUUGUAAAUGUUAGAUAAGCUAAUCAAGCUAAGUUAGCUAGCAAGCUACAGUGACUUUUCCUCUAAAAGAAGAAGACGAGAGGAAAUACUUGCAAUGUAUCCUGAUGGCUUCAACUUCUGCAGUAGAAAAAGCAACAUGGCGUGAAGGUGACAGGUGUCUAGCUUCUGACCCUAGAGAUGGCACCCUGCGAGAAGCCACCAUCCAGAGACUGACCCCCACCUCUUGCAGUAAUGAUACCACCGCAUGGGUGGUGUUCACUGAUCGUAGUAAAGAUGUGGAGAGGGAAGAAGAAGAGGAGGAAGAAGAGGAAGCUGUGCCUGUUUCAAAACUCAUGAGAUCAGGCUUAAAUCACUUUAACCGGGAGAAACCUGUGUUUGCCAGAAGCGUCACACAUUCCAGGGCAUGUGUCCCUCUAGAGCUGGGUGAUGGGUACAAAGUCCCCUACACCAUCAACAGAUACCUGAGGGAUUACCAGAGAGAAGGUAUCAGGUUUAUUUACAAGAACUUCAUCCAUUCCAGAGGUUGUAUCCUGGGGGAUGACAUGGGCCUGGGCAAGACUGUACAGGUCAUUGGCUUCCUUUCUGCAGUGUUGCACAAAACAGGAACGUGGGAGGACAUUGAGAACAACAAACCUCAGUUUCUGCAGAGUCAGAUUCCCUCCAAGCAGAGUAAACCCAAGAAAGUAUUCCUGAUUGUAGCCCCACUGUCAGUGCUUUAUAACUGGAAAGAUGAACUGGACACAUGGGGUCACUUCCAGUGUGUGGUGGUCCACGGGCUGAGGAAAGAGGAGGAGCUGGCUCGCAUCAAGAAGGGACGCAUUGAGAUCGCUCUCACCACCUACGAGACUCUUCGACUUUGUCUGGACCAGUUUAAUAACAUAGACUGGUCUGCUGUGAUUGUGGACGAGGCUCACAAGAUAAAGAAUCCAAAUUCCCAGAUCACUCAGGCCAUGAAGGAUCUGAAAUGUCAGAUCAGAGUUGGCCUCACUGGUACCAUCUUACAGAACAACCUUGAGGAACUGUGGUGCGUCAUGGACUGGGCCAUACCUAGUUGUCUUGGCAGCUUAGGACAUUUUAAGAGCAAGUUUUCAGAUCCCAUUGAACAAGGGCAGAGACACAAUGCAACAAAACGUGCCCUAGCCAUAGGGAGGAAGACUGUCAAAGCCCUGGUGAAGAAGAUUUCUCACAGGUUUCUCAGAAGGACUAAAUCUCUGAUCAAGGAACAACUGCCUAAGAAGGAUGACAGGGUGGUGUAUUGCUCUUUGACCAACUUUCAGCGCACAGUAUAUCAGACGGUACUGGACACUGAAGAUGUGACAUUGCUGCUGAGGUCUUCAGAGAAAUGUGACUGUCAAAGUGGACGUACCCGAAGAAGCUGUUGCUAUAAAACAAACUCAGAAGGUGUAAAAAUUAAGGAGCUAUACUUUAGUUACUUGGCCAUAUUGAGGAAGGUUGCCAACCAUGCAGCACUGCUACAGUCCACUGCAGGAACCAGCAAGAAACAGGAAAAGUAUGUGAGUGCCAUUUGUCAAAAAGUAUUCCAGAAGUUCCCAGACUUUGUGCAAAGAUGCAAAGAUGAAGCAUUUGAGGCCCUGUCCGACCCGAUGUACAGUGGGAAAAUGAAGGUUUUGCAGAAGCUGCUCAAAUUUUAUCUGCAAAAGAGAGAUAAAGUGCUUCUUUUUUCUCUCUCAACUAAGCUGUUAGAUGUACUGGAGAGCUACUGCAUGGCUGAAGGGCUAGACUACAGCAGGUUGGAUGGAACCACCAAAUCCAAAGAGAGAGUCCAGAUUGUCAAAGAGUUCAACAGCUCCUCUCACAUCAACCUCUGCCUGGUUUCCACCAUGGCGGGUGGUCUUGGUCUAAACUUUGUAGGGGCCAACGUGGUAGUACUGUUUGACCCAACAUGGAACCCAGCCAAUGAUCUCCAGGCUAUUGACAGGGCUUAUCGUAUUGGCCAGUGUAAGGAUGUGACUGUUCUCAGACUGAUCUCACUGGGGACUGUAGAGGAAGUUAUCUACCUCAGACAAGUUUACAAACAGCAAUUGCAGUGCUCAGUUAUGGGCAAGGAGAGUGCGCGGCGGUACUUUGAGGCAGUGCAGGGGCAAGGUGUCCAUAAGGGGGAGCUGUUUGGGAUCAAAAACCUCUUCAGGCUGCAGACCCAAGGGACAUGCCUUACUCGCAAGAUUUUAGAGCGAGAAGGACAAGUGGAGGCUGGUGUAAUGACAACCAGCACACACACAGGCGAGGAGAAGGAGGAGGAGACGAAGAGAGUUAGCGAACCUGGAGAUUCUUCAACUACAAAUGCCGCUAUACUAAAUGAUGAACCAAUCAAGGAGAACAGAGAUGCAUCAAAGAUCCCUAGAGGGGUGCUUGACUUCAGCAGUGGUAGCGAAGAGGAUGAGGAGCAGCAGGGGCUUAGGAGGAAAGCCUCAGACCAUAGUGCAGCGGAUGGCACAAGGGGUGGGAAUGCUGCCACUGGUCCUGGUCGAAUGACUCUCCUCCAGCACGGUUUCUCUAGACUGCUCCAAGCGGUCAAAGAAAAACCAGAGUCAGGAGAAGGGGACAGUAGUCCAGAUGUUGAAGAAAUCACCUCUGACGAAGACAAUAAAGAUCAAGGGAACUCAAGAAAUAAGGACAGUACCUCCACUGGCACCAAUAAGAACUCCAGUGCAAGGAAUGGUGCAGUUUGUCUGCCUAAAUUGGGAACAAGGGUGGGAGAAAAUGGAGAUGGUGGGAGACAAGAGAGGAUUUCUCUGUUGAAAGAGACUGAUGAUGCCGUAAGAAAGAGUCUGGUCCAGAAAGGUUGGACAUGUAAGAAAAUUAUAGUGGAUGAGGAGAGUGAUGAAAACUCCUCACCAGACAGAAAGAAACGUAACAAGCUCAAAACCCUAGUUCCCAAAGUGCACCAAUUCAAGGGUUACUCAGAUGAAUCUGAGGAUUUGGACAUAGAUGCAAUGACAUGCCCUAAAAAGGAUGCUUUAAGUUCACACAGUAGCGGAGGAAGAGAAGACCACAACAGAAAGAGGCCAAGCGCUAGUGUGAGGCACAAAGCCAGAUCCAAACACACAGAGGACAUAGAGACUUUUACAUCUUCAGAGGAUGAGUACACUCCUGUUAAGAAAGGGAGAUCUAGAGGAUGUCACUUUACAUCUCCACAGACGGAUAGAUCCAGAUCUGCAACAAUAGACAGGACAAGCACAGAGAAGCAAGCAGAGGCAUCCAAAGCUGUUUCAUUUACGCAUCUGAGAAGUCAGAAAUCCCCGGCAUCCAAAGGAGUGGAUAGAACCAUUGACAGUGUGCUAGGCGGUGUACAAGAGGUGGUGUAUACCCACUCUAACCAACGUGUUGUGGGCGGGAGCAAAGCGGAGGAACGGAUCAGUAGAGCCGCUGUACGAGAUGUGUUUGAACGAAAGAUGUAUUCUCAGCUCCCAGCUAAUCACCUUCUCAGCACCCAGGAGAGCUUGUCGUCAAGCCUGCCAGACAGUCCACCCUACCCUGCUACUGUCAAACCGGAGGAACCAAGUGUGGACCAUUCGAUAACCUUCACCAACAAGAGUGUACACCACACCAGACAAACCACUUUCAUCAUUGGAGAAACUCCCGAGGCCAUACGCAGGCAGCAGCUGGAGGAGAUGGCGGCAAAAUUAAAAUUUCCCUCAGUCCAUCAAUUUGCAUCGGAGGUUCUGAGAAGCAACUCAACCCAGAGACUGGCCUGGUUACGGCUGUAUUACACCUCACUGAACCAUCCAGAACUGGCCAACACAGUCACAAACAACUUCCCACAUCAUGAUUCAGCGCUGACUUCCUCUUCUUCAACUGCUACCUCCACACCAUCCACCAAAGCAGCACCUCAGACAGCUGCCACAAAGUCUCACACAGAGACCAGAACCCUACAAAAGGAUGGUCCUAAACCCAAGAAGAGGUCUAAAUACCCUCAGAAGUAUCUGGAACCCCAGACCAAGCCUGGAACCCUACAAAGCAAUGUUUCUCUGCCUCAGAAGCCAAAAAUCCCACAAAAUGAUGUUCCGGAACCCAAGAUAAAGCCUAAAAAAGGUGGUUCAGAACCCCAGAAAAAGCAAACGAACCCACACAAGAAUGUUCUAGAAGCUCUAAGUGAUGUUCCAAGUCCUGAGUCAGAGGAGCAGGAGGAGACGGUCUGCAGUGCCAGAGGACACAAGAGGACAAAGAGGGGUAGUGUUUCUAGUUCUGGAGCCUUCAGAGCUGGUGGUGGUCUUGGCGUGGAUCGGGCCGGCAGCAGUGGUCUGGGGCCCGGGGAGGCUGCUGCUUUCCUGAUCCACGAAGACACAGAUACUCCUUCUUCUCUGGACCUCAGCCAUGACUGGUCCACCACAUUGUCUAAACCCACAGCACAGGGAGCGGAGCGAGAGCAAAAAUCGUCUUCCACAACUAGUGAAACUUUUCAAGGGAAGAAAGUAAAUGUUCAAGCCCUUUCCCCUCCAGAACAGGCCCCAUCUAUCUCCAGUCACCGUUCCCUCCUCACAGAUCUGUUAGGAGACACCUCAAUCCUCGACGACUUGUUAAAACCCAAGCUCAGGGGUGCACAGCAGAGCAGAUCCCCAAAAACACCAGCUACAUCCUCCUCAGUGUCAGCAAACACAUGUCUUGCCACACCUCCAUCCAGAAAUGCUGUUAAUACUGAUCCUGGUGCACGAGACUCUCUGUCCUCUCAAAGUUCACACACAUCACCGCCACCACCUACACACCAGACAGCAUCAAAGGGCAGCCGCAAAGACUUCUGGGACAUCCUGAAUGAGGGUAAUGAAGAGAGUAUCAACAGGUUGACAGAUCUGGCAGAAGUGCAGAGGGUUUGCAUCAACACAAACUUUGCAGCUAGAACUCGGUCUAUAGGGGAGGGGAGCAAGAGUCUGUGGAAGACUAACGAGAAGUUUCUGUGGAAGAAAUAAUACAGAAGACAUUUUAGAUUGUGUUAAAUUUGUUCUUAGAUGUCUACUAGUUUUGCAGUUCUAAAUGAACGGUUUAUAAAGACAAAUACUAUGAAAUAAGAUUUUAUACUAUCAUCUGUACCUUUUUAAAUGUUUUUUUAAAAAAAGUUUUAUUUCUACCAUUAAUGAAAUAAUGAAAACAUUCUGUGUUAACCCAAUUAGUGAGUUACUGGCAUAAUGUCGAGUGUUACUUGAAUAAACAACAUGUUCAUCACUCUUGGAAUGUAAA